AUGGCUUUAAUAAACUUCAAGGAAAGGAUCCACAUUUUGUUAAAGCUAAAAGAGUCUCUAAUUCCCCAGGUUGACGGGAAUUUUGUAAAGGAUUGGGAAGCGGAAGCAAUGAAUUAUCAAGUAACUAGCGAAAAUAUUAUAAUACACCUGAAGGACAUAUAUUUUAUAGAAGGCUUAAUUACACCCAUUUCAGCGCAAUUAACCUUUUUGAGAAUCAAUUUACAAAAUUAUGUAAAUAUGUCAGAAAAGGAAAAAGAUAAAUUUAAAAGAUUGUACGUAUUGGCAGCACUUGGAUUAAUCGCUAAACUCAAACUUAUUUUAUUUUUUUCGACAUAUAUUAACGCAAGGGAAAAUAAUCGCAGCAAGAAUUUCCCAGUUUUUAGCGAAAAUUAUUAUAACCUAGGACAGUACAAUUGUGAAAGUAAUUAUGAAGAUAAAAAUAAUUUAAUUAAUAAUGCUUGUGAUCAAUGUGUAAAUAAUGAAGACGAAAAAAACAAUUCCUCUUUUAACCCUGUGGAAGAUUAUUACAGCCAAUUUCAUUCAUGCACAGAUGAUUAUAAAGAAAACAUUUUUAACAUGAUGGCCCUCAACAAUAUAGUGAACUGCAAUUCGAAUUUGGGCAACGACAAAAAUAUCAGUGACAGUGAAUAUGUGGACAACACGAUAGGCGUCUACGACACCUGCGUCGACAUGAGCACCAAGCGCAUGAGCAGCAACGGUGUUGGCGCUAACCACGUUGGCAUCAACAAUAUUGGCAUCACCCAUGUCAGUGGCAGUAACAAUGUAAGGGUAAACCACCUCGGUGGAGGUCAGUUCAACUCCCUACUCCUCCAAAGCGCAGAAGAAUACCCAUCCAACAUGAUGGCACACUUUGCAGUGGACAAAAACGAAGGCCUGCAAAAUAUUCCCGCCGCCACAUCAAAGAAGAGAGCCGCACAAAUGACGCAAAGCCAAAACAAAACACCCAACUUCCUAAAAAGCUCACACACUUUAAAUGGAAUAAAAAAUGGAAUCAACGAACGCAUGCACAGUUACAAUGAACAAAUAAAUAAUGAAGCACAGCGCUUCCUACAACAAAAUCAAGAACAAAUAUCCAAGUAUAUAAAUAAUAUACACCCAAGCAUUCAUUCUAAUAAUGAAAAUGCAGAAUUCAACAGUAGGAAAUCAAACUUAAGCAACUAUUAUGAUAAUGACAACAGUCAGGAAAAUAACAUUCUUCAAUCAUAUAGUAAUAAAAUUUAUGGCCUAAGUGACAAUGUGUAUAAGAAUAGCUACUUCUUAUGA
This is a messenger RNA of Plasmodium fragile, 1284 nucleotides long. RefSeq lists its product as uncharacterized. Lineage: Eukaryota; Apicomplexa; Aconoidasida; Haemosporida; Plasmodiidae. The record is from RefSeq and is a predicted model, not a curated record. Bases 1 to 1284 code for a protein of 427 amino acids. The transcript has a single exon.